CACUUGAAUCGUUAUCAAAAUGGCAGCACCUGUUUGGUUCAUCACCGGAAGCUCCAACGGCUUUGGUCUGUUGCUGAGCUUGCGUGCUCUCCAAGCUGGCCAUCGAGUCAUUGCGACGGUGAGGGAUCCAGUACGAUCUUCUGAAGCUGUCAAAUCUAUCGAGGAGGCCGGGGGCAAGAUUAUUCAGCUCGACAUGACAGAAUCCAAGGCGAGCAUAACCAAGAAAAUCCAGGAGGCGGAAAAGAUAUUCGGAAAGAUUGACUAUCUUGUCAACAACGCCGGAUACUCCGUCUUGGGCGUGAUAGAACUGUUUACGGAGGCAGAGGCUGAACAACAAAUCCAAACCAACUUCUUUGGUCCCUUCUAUGCCGUCCAGGCUGUUCUGCCUGGCAUGAGGGCUCGCCGCUCGGGGACCAUUGUCAACGUCAGCAGCGUUGCAGGGCAGGACGGCAACCCCAGCUGCGGACUCUACGCGGCCAGCAAGUUCGGCCUCGAGGGUUUCACUGAAGCUCUGUCCAAGGAGGUCAAGGAGUUUGGCAUCGACGUCCUCCUUGUCGAGCCCGGUGCGUUCAGGACCAACUUCCUUGGCGCCAGCCUCAAGAGCGACACCUCGGCCGAGCAGGCGUACUCGGGGACCGCUGUGGACGAGGCGCUCAAGAAAUUCAGCGCCGCUACGGGGAAGCAGCCUGGAGACCCGAAGAAGGCUGUCAACGUCAUCUUUGAAGUUGCUACGGGUGAGGGAGAAGCGGGACACCUAAAGGGCAACAUCCUGAGGCUACCGCUCGGCAGAGACGCCUUCACUCGGAUCCAGAACAAGAUUCAUUGGGUGCAACGGGACCUUGAUGCGAGCAUCGCGGUUGGAGUUGACACAGGCCUGGAUAGUGAAUGAAUUACAAAGGUUAAUGAUU
This is a messenger RNA of Fusarium vanettenii 77-13-4, 908 nucleotides long. RefSeq lists its product as uncharacterized. Gene Ontology annotation, molecular function: oxidoreductase activity. The record is from RefSeq and is a predicted model, not a curated record. NCBI's taxonomy places the organism in Eukaryota, Fungi, Ascomycota, Sordariomycetes, Hypocreales, Nectriaceae. The transcript has 2 exons. Bases 20 to 889 code for a protein of 289 amino acids.